AUGGCAAAUACAGAGGGCGACAUUGUGGAACUACACGUCCAGAAUGAUCUUUAUGCUCAAUCAUCCAUCCAUUGGUACGGCUCCAACGUCCCGCACUCCAGGUCUGGCAUGACGUACCCGCGAUCCGCAAAAUAUGGACCCUGGAAUGAUGGAACUGCUGGACUGGAUCAGUACCCAACCCUACCUAGGGGCAACUACUCCACGGUCCAUGACACAACUGGCAAAUGGGGACUAAAUUGGUAUGCUGAGCACACCACUGCCGGGUCGGUCGAUGGUUUAUACGGCCUCGCCUAUGUGGCACCGAGCCCAUCACGAAAGCGCCCCUACCAUCUCAUCACCUCAGACCCUCUCGAGCUUCGCCAGAUCCACGAGGCUGAGCGAAAUAUUCGCCACCUUGUCAUCAAAAAUCACCAGCAUCGUGAUAGCGGCUGGAAGUUUCUGCGCAUGAGAGCAGAGGGCUCAGAGUUCUACUGCUAUGACUCUAUAAUCGUCAACGGCAAGGGGCGAGUGCACUGUCGCCAGCCUGGCUUCGAGAAGCUGAACGGUUUGGACCUGGACGAGAAGGGCUGCAUUCAGCCUCAGGGCCUGCCGGAUGAGAAGUGCUCGCCAAGUGAAGCGGACUAUGAGGUUAUCGAGACAGACGGUCAACAGUAUCUGAUGCUCAACCUGCUCAACUCGGGAUUCGAGCACUCCGUCAAGGUUGGUAUUGACGGUCACGAGAUGAUCGUGGUGGCGAACGACGGAGGCUUUGUGGAGCCUUACACUACUCAUGUUGCAUACAUACCCAGCGCGGGCAGAAUCACCGUGCUCGUCAGAACCGACGCCACGGCCACGGAAUAUGCAGUCAGGAUAUCGUCCACUAGUGUUUUACAAAAUCUUCAAGGUUAUGCGGUUCUUCGCUACCCAGGGAAGCGCCAGCCAAUCUAUGGCCAGCCUAUGCCACUCCCAACGGCAAAGCCGUCCGAGGAAGAAGUGUGCCUGCUGAAGGACUCGAGCGUGCGCCCGCACUGCAAGGAGGUCGAGGCCAACUUCCUACCCCCUUAUCCUGCGGUCCCGGUGCCAGUGCCCGCGGCGAGCAGGUCGUGGGGGAAGAAGAAGGACCGCGCCGCCGCGGACCUGACCUACCGCCUCACGGCCGGGGUGCAAAAGUCCGAGACGGAGGCGCACGCGCCCGAGUACUUCCUCAACGAGAAGCCGUGGCAGCUAUUCCGCGCGUCCAUGACGCCCGUCCUGUUCAACUUUGCGCAGGGCUCCGGGUCCGCCGCGGCGCAGGAGGUCGAGAAGCCCAUCAUCGGCGGUGUCCCUGCGGGUGCGGUCGUCGACUUGAUCAUCAAGAACACCCUCAAUGAGUCGAUCCCGCUCUACAAGCACGGCGAGCCGCACUGGGUCCUCGGGUCGGCCGCAGAUGGUGCGUUCCCCUACGACACCGUCAGCGAGGCGGUCCGGGCUGGCUUUGGGUCCCUGAACCUUGAGAACCCUGGCCUGGCUGUUGUGCAUGACCUGCCACCCCUUGGGUGGUCUGUCGUGCGGUUCAAGGCUACCUCUGGUGUGGCAACCAUGCUGCAUGCAGUCAAGUUGAGGAUGUUCGCGCUUGGGAUGUCGGCGCCGAUUCUGGAAGGCCUGGAUGCCCAGAACGCGGUUGACAUACCUGAGUAUGCCAAGGCUCGACCUCACGUCGAGUUCAAGCCGGCAAAUGAUGGGGUAUUCGGCUGA
Messenger RNA from Diaporthe batatas, 1713 nucleotides. RefSeq lists its product as uncharacterized. Bases 1 to 1713 code for a protein of 570 amino acids. The record is from RefSeq and is a predicted model, not a curated record. The transcript has 11 exons. Gene Ontology annotation, molecular function: oxidoreductase activity; copper ion binding. NCBI's taxonomy places the organism in Eukaryota, Fungi, Ascomycota, Sordariomycetes, Diaporthales, Diaporthaceae.